This is a messenger RNA of Fragaria vesca subsp. vesca, 708 nucleotides long. RefSeq names its product bidirectional sugar transporter SWEET5-like. The transcript is spliced from 6 exons. Gene Ontology annotation, biological process: carbohydrate transport. Gene Ontology annotation, molecular function: sugar transmembrane transporter activity. Bases 1 to 708 code for a protein of 235 amino acids. The record is from RefSeq and is a predicted model, not a curated record. NCBI's taxonomy places the organism in Eukaryota, Viridiplantae, Streptophyta, Magnoliopsida, Rosales, Rosaceae. Gene Ontology annotation, cellular component: membrane.
AUGGUGCACACAGACGCCAUCAGAACUAUCGUCGGGAUCAUUGGUAAUAUCAUUUCCUUCGGCUUGUUUACAUCCCCAAUUCCAACAUUUGUAAAGAUAAUCAAGGACAAAUCGGUAGGAGAUUUCAAAUCGGAUCCUUAUGCAGCAACUUUGCUUAAUUGUGCUAUGUGGUCAUUUUAUGGCCUUCCCAUUGUCCAUCCCGACAGUCUGCUCGUUGUUACUAUCAAUGGCACUGGCUUUUUCAUCGAACUCAUCUAUGUUUCAAUCUUUCUCAUAUAUUCUCCUCCCCAGAAACGCCGAAAAAUUAUCAGUGCUCUCCUGGUUGAAGCAAUCUUUUUUGCUGUUGUGGCUUUUAUUACCAUUUACGUUUACCAUACAACUAAAGAAAGGACAAUGAUCAUUGGAAUCUUGUCUAUUGUCUUCAAUAUCAUCAUGUAUGCAUCACCCUUAACAGUCAUGAAAAUGGUAAUCAAGACAAAAAGUGUCAAGUACAUGCCAUUUGCCCUCUCACUCGCCAACUUUUGCAAUGGAAUUAUCUGGUCUGUUUAUGCACUCCUCAAGUUUGAUCCCUAUAUUCUGAUUCCUAAUGGUUUGGGCUCGCUUUCGGGACUGGUGCAACUCAUCUUGUAUGGCACUUUCUACAGAACCACUAACUGGCAUGAUAACGAAGAAAAGCCAAAACCUGAAGUUGAACUCCCUAAAGUUUAG